Peromyscus californicus insignis is the source of this 2393-nucleotide messenger RNA. RefSeq names its product inositol hexakisphosphate kinase 3 (gene Ip6k3). Gene Ontology annotation, biological process: inositol phosphate biosynthetic process; phosphatidylinositol phosphate biosynthetic process. Gene Ontology annotation, cellular component: cytoplasm; nucleus. Gene Ontology annotation, molecular function: inositol hexakisphosphate kinase activity. NCBI's taxonomy places the organism in Eukaryota, Metazoa, Chordata, Mammalia, Rodentia, Cricetidae. The coding region runs from base 74 to 1267 and encodes 397 amino acids. The record is from RefSeq and is a predicted model, not a curated record. The transcript has 5 exons.
GACCACGGGCAGCCCACCCGGUGGGGGCAGCAGCUUCUGCCUCUUGCCUUCCUUGGGAGGACUUGGUGGUGCCAUGGUGGUACUGCGCAGCACCGACAAGGCGAACGGCGGCGGGGUCGGCGUGCCGCUGGAGCCCUUCCUGCACCAGGUCGGGGGCCACCUGAGUAUGCUGCAGUACGACGCGCACACAGUAUGCAAGCCCCUCGUCUCCCAAGAGCAGAAGUUCUACGAGUCCCUACCCCUGGCCAUGAGGUGCUUCACUCCACAGUACAAAGGAACCGUCACAGUGCGUCUCCGGAGAGACAGCAGAGGUCAUCUUGGCCUGGUGGCCAACCCACUGAAGGAGAACCUGGAGCCUCUGCAGGUCUCCCCAGAUUCCAGAGCGGUAGCCAUCUGGCAGACACUUCAGCAGACAGCCAGCAGUGAUAGCAGCCCCCGUCCCCUGGCCCAGCUGGCACGCUCACUCAAGGAAAGCACAGCCAAGGUGCUUCUGAGCUCCGACUGCCACCUCGGUACCCAGGCCUCCCCGCUGGUGGAAAGUGCGGAUGGGAGCCAGGUGGAGAGAAGGGGCUUUAACCCGUGGGGCCUGCACUGUCACCAGGCCCACCUGACCCGCCUGUGCACUGAGUACCCGGAGGACAAGCGGCACCGGUUCUUGCUCUUGGAAAAUGUGGUGUCACAAUACAAGCAGCCCUGCAUCUUGGAUCUAAAGAUGGGGACCCGGCAGCACGGGGACGAUGCAUCUGAGGAGAAGAAGGCCCGUCACAUGAAGAAGUGUGCGCAGAGUACUUCAGCCUGCCUGGGUGUGCGCAUCUGUGGCAUGCAGGUUUAUCAAACUGAUAAGAAGAGUUUUCUCUGCAAAGAUAAGUACUACGGAAGGAAGCUCUCGGAGGAGGGGUUCAAACAAGCCCUUUCUCAGUUUCUCCACGACGGAACCCGCCUGCGCACAGAGCUCCUGGAGCCCAUCCUUCGCAGGCUGCAGGCACUGCUCGCGGUCAUCAGGAGCCAGAGUUCUUACCGGUUCUACUCCAGCUCCCUCCUCAUAAUCUAUGAUGGGCAGGAGCCUCCUCAGAACGCUCCUGAGACCACCCAAGGCAGCCCCUCCGGUGACCCUGCCAAAGUCGAUGUCCGAAUGAUUGACUUCGCUCACACGACGUACAAGGGUUCCUGGAAUGAGCACAUCACCCACGAGGGACCAGAUCCUGGCUAUAUUUUUGGCCUGGAAAACCUCAUCAGAAUUCUGCAGGAUAUCCAAGAGAGAGAAUGAAGGUUGCUGGAACUUUCUAGAAUUUUCUAGGCUACAUACAGAUUUUGCAAAGGGACCCAAGCUAGCAUAGCCUAGAUCCCCUGUAGGUGUCUUUAUAAUAACCGUAUCUACCUUCAAAAGCCAUCUCCAAGCAUGGCUAGCAAUGUUGACAGUUGCUACAGAAAUUUGCUCUGCAGGCAUCCACCCGCCACCGGGCAUCUUCCACGGGGCAGCUCCUCUGGGAGCAGACAGUGAAAGCCGCACCAUUGUCGCCUGGGUCAGAGGCCAGCACUGCAGUGCUGCAGGGUGCCUGCAUUCCAGAACAUGUUUCUGUUGUCAUGCUGCAGUCCUCCACAGCCAUGAGGGAGAGAAAAAACAAAAAAAACAAAAAAAACAAAAAAAACAAAAAACCUCGUGGAAGAAGCCUUGAGGAAUAUUCUGCUUGUGUGAAUGGGCCACCCCACAGGCAGACAUAGCUAAUGCCUGUCCUCUCCUAUGGUGAGUUAUAGGUGAGACAGGAGUAAGUGAACCCUUUUGUCCAUCUUGCCCGCCUUGUACUGGCUGGGGUGCGGUGGGGUGCAGCUCGGGAGGAGGGUUUGUGCUUAGCAUGCAUGAGGCCCAGAGUCACAAAAUAAGAAUAACAAUAAUAAUGAAUGAAUGAGUGGACAAGGAGAGGCCCAGGCAGACCCUGAUACCCUGCUUGGCAUGUGAGGGGAGGUGUCCCCACAGACUUCUGGGGGGUGGGGGCCACACUGUGACCACACGGUGACCCUGACCUGGAAAUGCAGCUUCCAGUGGAGGUCGGGUGCACCGCCAGAGGAGCCAAUCACCUUCGGCUCUCUUCUCCAUUUCCAUUUAUUUAUUUUGGGUGUGGGUAGGGGGAGUUGGAAGCAGAGAACCUAGAAGACCAGGAAACCCAGGGCGAUGUUUACAAGAGUGGUGGAUGCUAGUCUACAGGAAAGCAGAGCAAACAGGUCUAAUGAAUUCCUUCUUCUGCAGCAUUGGAACUUAUUACAAUGCCCUGGAGCCCGCCGCCGCUAUGCUAUGCUCCCCAAUUAGGGAAAUAAAUUUCUUAAUAAAAUUGCUGAGGUCACCAGUGAUUACUGGAGCGCCUUAAUACCCUAUCUGUUUGUUUAUUCUGGUCAGC